AUGGUUAUAAAUGAUUUUGUUAAAAAAUCAAAAUUGUCUAUUAAUCUAGAUGGGGAGAUAUAUUCAUUAUCAGAAUAUCGUUCAAAUCUAAGAAUGCUGCAAAUAUUGAAACAAAUUGAUGAUAAGUUUUGGAUAAUAUAUAAAGUUGUACGUCGAUGGGCUAUAAAUAAUUCAAUUUUUGGAGAAAUAUUUGGAUUAUUAAAUGAAAAUAUAAUUUUAAUUUUGGUUUAUAAAAUAAUUGAGGAAAAUAAGAAGGAAAAUUCGAUUUUAAUUUUAAUUGAGAAAAUGUUUAGUGAAUUAAUUGAAAUAAAUAAUGAGAACAAUAAAAUUAUAAAAAUAGAAGAAGAAAUUAAUGAAAAUGUUGAGGAUUGGAAUUUAGAUUUGGAUAUAGAAAGAAGAAAAUUCGAGUUGGAGAAUAAUGGUUUUGCUAGUUUAUUGUCUUCAGAUAAAACAAAAAUUAUUUGGGGAAUAAUUAAUUUAGGUUAUCCACCACAAAAUGUUGCUUAUACAAUUAAUUAUUAUACACAAAUUAUAAUUAAAGAAAAAAUGGAAAUUGCAAUUAAACAAUUAAAUGAAAUUGAAAAGUUGGAAAAUGGAAAUGAAAUUAAAAGAGAAUUGAAUAAAUGGAUAAAGGGAAAAGAUUUUGUAAAUAUGUAUCAACAUUAUUCACUUGUUAUUUGUGCCUAUUCUCCAGACAGUUUGGGAGGUCCUUCACUUUGUGAUGUAAUUGAAAGUCAUUUAACAUUUCUUUUGAUAAAAAAAUUUGAAACAUUAAAAUUUAUUGAAUAUUUUCAUAUAAACCCAAAAGCUUUAUUUAAAAGAGAAAAUUGUCCAAAAGAAACAGGAAUUAAAGAAGAGGAUUGGAAAUGUACUGGUUGGAUUAUUGGAUUUAAAAUUUUAAAAGAAGAAGAAAUUAAGGAAAAUAUAGAAUUAAAAAAUAAAAUUAAAUCUUUAAAAGAAAAUGAUUUUAAAAAAUAUAUUGACAAAAAUGGAGAAGAGGGCAAAAUUAAAAUUGGAGCUUCUUAUUUAAAUGAGAAGAAAUUUAAAGAAUUUAUCGCUGCAUAA
This is a messenger RNA of Meloidogyne enterolobii, 1065 nucleotides long. The record is from the annotation of a GenBank genome assembly. Lineage: Eukaryota; Metazoa; Nematoda; Chromadorea; Rhabditida; Meloidogynidae.